Cucurbita maxima (winter squash) is the source of this 949-nucleotide messenger RNA. RefSeq lists its product as uncharacterized. Bases 144 to 791 code for a protein of 215 amino acids. Lineage: Eukaryota; Viridiplantae; Streptophyta; Magnoliopsida; Cucurbitales; Cucurbitaceae. The transcript is spliced from 4 exons. The record is from RefSeq and is a predicted model, not a curated record.
UGGCAAAUAUGUAAUUAAAGAAACUACAAGGGAAAGGGGGAGAAUAUAGAAACUGUAAGGGCUCUAGUGUGUGAAUUCAGUUCGCAGAUUUGAUUUUGGUGAGAGAGACGAAAAGAGAGAAGGCGGUAACGUCGGGAGAAAAAAUGUGUUGGAAUUCUUUGUUGCUUCCUGUUCUUCUCCUUCUUUUCAGCUUCUCUGCUUCACUUGACGCCCAAUUGCAGAAUACAGUUGGGGGGAACGAAGAAAUUGAGAUCGGGUUUGGGCGCAGAGCUCUGUUGAGUUUCAAAGAGACUCCACAGGGAAGUAACGUUACCUUUGAAUGCUCUCGUUCUGGCCCCUGUAUUGCCUGCCUCUACUCUGAAAAGAAUGAUGAAAAAUAUCGCUGCAGUGAGACUGGCUACCGUAUUCCCCUGAAAUGUGUGGAGAUCAAAGACACUUCAAAAGUUUCCAUUGAGCAAAAAUCUCAUGAUGGUCGCUCAGUGCUUGAAAUGUCUUAUGAGCACAAGCUAGUGAUCCCUGUGCUGAAUGAUGCAAUUGGUCAUGCUUCACCAAUAGCACACAGAACUUUAAGAGAUGGUUCUAUCUCAGCAACAGAUGGUGCUCAGGCGUACACCACUUAUAGAAGCUGUAUUCCAUCAGUUAAUGAAGAAAAGUUGUCUGUACUUGGUUUUGAGGGCAUUGUGCUGUGUUUACUGCUGGUAAGUGGUUCAUUUGUAUACAUCAGAAGGAAGCGAACUGUUUCAACGGCUGGUUUUGCUUCUGGCAGGCUGCAGUCAAAUUCCAGGUUUUAGUUUAGUUUAGUCGUCUUCUUUUGUUACAAUUGUUCAUGUGACAUAAAUGUAUUAUCCACGAAUACAACAAAUUGAAAUUAUAGAUGGUUGCACAUCAACACCUAGGAACUGGAUGGUUGCACAUACUUUUCUCCCUGUUCCAUUAUUUCGAAACGAAA